GCAUCAUCUGCGCCCAACGUCAGACUUUGCAGCUCACAGGGCUGCUUUCCAGUUGGCCACCUGAAGGCAACGGGACUGCAGAACAUGAGGCUGGUGCCGCUGCGGCUAUCCGGACUCGGCCUGGAAUGGAGACCCGAGCAUCCAUGCCGCCGCUGUCCUCUCUCGAAAUGGUCCCCACGGCAACUUCUGGCGGAAACACUUUAGUUCCCCCGGGCCGCGUCCUUCUUCGCGACCUCCGGGAUCUCUAGCAGAGAGAGAAGUCGCAUUCUCGCCUGGCCAAUAGGCCGCUGCCGCCCCCUCGGCUCCUCUCCGAGCUUCCGCGUGUUUUUAGAAAGGAAACCCCCGGUAAUAAUCACGCGCCUCUCAAAGGUGGGAGGAAGAGGUUAAGCGCUCAGAGGCUACUCUUGCGCCGCCCCCUUCAGAUAGGGGUGAACCGGUGAGGUAGGAGAGGGUGCCUUGAAAUAACCCCACCUGCCCUAUAAGGCGCCCGGGGAGGAGCUGCCUGCAAAGAUAGCCGGGGCUGGCUUUUCCUUCUUCCUGUCUGCGAAGUUUAUUUCUGCGGGGAAGCCUUCGCCAUGCUGCGAGCCCUGCGGAGGCGCUGGGAGUCUUACAAAUACCGCUUCGUGCCCUGGAUCGCGCUCAAUCUCCGCCACAAGCGCAGGACUCUACGCUUUGUACCAGAAGAAUCUAAAGACAAAAUCAUUUCCGAUGAAGAUGUCCUUCAGACACUCUUGAAAACAUUUAGAUCUUUAUUUGUAAAUGACUUGACUAGACAAAUGCCUCUUCUAAGUUUACUCCCAGAAGUUCAGUCUAAAUAUCUGGAAGUACCAGUUGCCCAGACUGAGACAUCCACAGCAAUUGAUGACAGUCAGCAGAGCCAGAUUACUUUUCAUGCAGAAGACAUUCUGUUUAAUACAUUAGGAUUCAGCAUUGCUCGAAGGCGCAGUUCACUUGUUUCUGCUGGAAAGGGAGUCUUUGUGACCAGAGGGUUUGUUCCGAAAAGGACAGUUGUAGCGAUGUACCCUGGCACAAUGUAUGAAAACUAUGAGCCCAUCUUUUUCCAGUCUGUUGGCAAUCCAUUUAUAUUUAGGUGCAUUGAUGGGGUGCUUAUUGAUGGUAAUGACAAGGGCAUAUCAAAAGCUGUGUACAGGUCAUGCAGCAAGAGAGAUCAGCUUGGUCCUUUAAAAAUGAAUGAUGCCUCUUGGAUUGUAGGCGCUGCACAGAAUCCACUGGCUGUAGGACAAUAUGUCAACAACUGCUCAGCAGACAAAGCAGCCAAUGUGUGCUACCAGGAAUUUGAUAUACCUGAAUGUUUUCCUAUAGAAUUUAAACAGUAUCUUCCCAAUGUAAGUUACAGCCAUGAAGUACAGAGACCAUUGAGAGUUGUAGUUUUGGUUGCUCUCAGAGACAUUGGGCCAGGAGAAGAGCUUUUUUCCAACUACUACACCAUUAUCAGCUGAACCCAAAGAACCAACAGUGGAACAGUUUUGGGCUCCUAAGAGUACUGCUUAUCUUGAGUAACUCAGAAGGCACUCGACUUUAGUGGAUUGCCAAUAUGUGCUCUAAACUGGGCUCUCUUUAAAACAGUUUGGGAAACUACAUUUGUUGCAAAACGUGAUGGCUAGAAUUCUGGCAAACCAGCACCUGUCAAAACAAGUUGAGCACCUUGUCCUUACUCCAACAGGACUGCUUCAGAUUUCUAGGCUCAGGCAAAGUACAGGUUUUGAUCUUCACAACUCAGGCCCAAAAUACCUGACUUUCUGUGCCCAGGUGCUGAUAUGUUCCAGUGGUGGCCGGCGGGCUCUUAGGUAAUCACAAUAGGAAGCCAUUUACAAAUGUGCCUCUCAGGUUAUGGAACUCUCUAUCUGUUCAAGUAUGGCUUUGCAAUAAAAUCUGUCUUUGAGAAGACCUUUGAUAUUUGAUUACUACAAAGAAUGAAUUCAGAGAGUCUUUAAAUUUAUUUAUAUGGCUUUUAUACAGCUAAUAUGAACAAAAUGUUGUUAUUCUAUUUUAGCCAGUGCUGUCAACUUAAUGUUUCUUUUUUAUUUUUAAUCUGCUGUUUGGAAUACUGUUUUCAUGAUAAAUGCAUCUGAAAACA
Molecule: messenger RNA, 2098 nt
Organism: Heteronotia binoei (common prickly gecko)
Lineage: Eukaryota; Metazoa; Chordata; Lepidosauria; Squamata; Gekkonidae
Gene: SETD9
Product: SET domain containing 9
Exons: 7
Coding region: 576-1460 (294 amino acids)
Molecular function (GO): protein binding
Source: RefSeq, a predicted model, not a curated record